AUGGAUGUCAUUUCGGCAACAGCAAGUCUGGUCGCGCUGGUUCAAGCUGGCGGCAUGCUACUGCAGGUGGGGAAGGCGUUCCACGAGACCUUCAUCAGCAAAGACAACGAUGACCGCGCCGAGGAUGCCGCGGCGCGUAUCGCAAGCAUUACGGAGUUCAUGCAGAAAAUCGAGCUAUUCCAGGCGGUCAAGUUGAAAAUGUCGCCAAGUGUCAGCAGCAUCGGGGCCCCGAGCGCCGUGCCCGGUUCAGCCAUUGCCUCCUCGCCGGCCAGCGGCGCUGCCAAUGUCAGCAACGCUCCUGUUCAGCAGGACCUGGACCCGCUGUUGAAGCAAUGCAAAGCGCAGCUGCUGAGGCUGCACAAAAAGGUUCAGAAGAUGAUCGUGCCGGGACAGGCAAGCAAGAUGAUGCGGUUCUGGGGUGCGAUUCGGCUGAAGAUGAAAGAAUCCGAGUUUGCACAGAUCGAAGCGACGAUCACGACCAUGCUGCAGCAGCUCAGCAUCUUCAUCUCGCUAGCUCAGGUACGGCUGUCACAGCAAAGUUAUGUCGCAGCCCAGGAAAGACUGGAUGAGUUUAAACAGGGGCAUGUGGCAAUGGAGACACAGAUCCGGGAUGCUAGCCAGAGAAGUCUAGAAGACCACGCCAGCUUGUCAGUCGAGCUCCAAAAGAUAAUGGAAAACCAACAGAUGAACGCGGUUACUCAGGCUGCUGCGUUUGAACAGAGCAAGGAGAUAAUCCUCAGCAGUUUCGCAAAGUUGUCCAUCUCGCCGAGACUGGACCGCUCUACGAGUGGCUUGUCCGGGACUACUGUAGCUAGUGAGUUUGAGCAAGUCGAGGAAGAAGACCUCUUUGCGCCAAUAGCUCCGGCUCUGAUAAUGCAUCCCGGCCUUGGAUUUCGUGAGGAUCGCCUUAUUGAACCCAGGCUUGCCAAGUCAUUGCUCGAUCGAGUUGACGACUGGCUAAGCCCAACUAGUCACCAUGGCUCGAUUCUGUGUGUUCAGACGACAGGCGAUGAGGAUUGUAUUCACGAUCUCUGCAACCGAAUCGUGCAAGAGAUAGCAGGCUCAGGGGCGAGAUUACUCUGUUACAACGGUCUGCCAAGAAAGGGACCGCCACCUGCAACUGGAUGGUAUACAAUGGCACAUGUAAUAUGGUGGCUCGCUGGCCAGCUACUGAUUCCGAUACCCCACAAGGAUGGGCAUAUGCCGUCUCAUGGUUAUGUUCCCAACAUUGAGGCGGUUGUUGAACGAUUGGAGAAACAUAAUGGUUCGACUACCUACAUCGUCCUCUACCUCCUGACCAGGUCAUGCCCCACGAAACCAGAUCGGACGCUAUACAAGCUAUUGUUAGAACGCUUGCAUGAUGCGUCGAAGGCUGACGACGUUAGAAUUCUCCUUUUCUCAGAUGAGCCGCUUGAUGCAUCAUCUAGGACUUUUGCUUUAAAUACGAUAGUUGCUCAUUCCCAAAAAGGAGAACAGGUUAUGUUGACCGAAUGGGAACCUGAAGCACUCAUCGACGAUGACGAAGAUGACGACAACGACGAGGAUUAG
This is a messenger RNA of Truncatella angustata, 1548 nucleotides long. RefSeq lists its product as uncharacterized. The transcript has 2 exons. The record is from RefSeq and is a predicted model, not a curated record. Lineage: Eukaryota; Fungi; Ascomycota; Sordariomycetes; Amphisphaeriales; Sporocadaceae. The coding region runs from base 1 to 1548 and encodes 515 amino acids.